GACCACGUGAGGGCCCUCCUACUGCCCCAUUUGGCAGGAGCAGAGUUACUACCGCGACGCCCACGACAACAGCGACCUUGGCCUCAUUCCUUCGUUCUAGCGUCCGUCGCAUUGCUUACAGAUCCAUCGCUAAGCUCUCAGAUGCCACCUUCAGUAGACCAUGAUGACAGCCACGGCGCAACGAGCUCUCGCUUCCUCUCAGCCGGGUCGUCUACUCCGCGCAAGUCACCAUCUCGACAAAGCCUAAGUCUCAACGGACGGAAGUCGUCUACCUCGCUACGCGCAGGCUCGAGCCUCGCGGAUGCACUCGGAGAUGAAGGAGCAACGGGGAGACACUCGCUUGCGCACGAAUUGGCAGUGGCGUUGAUGCCCGAGCCCAGUGCAGGGUCGAUGCUUCUUGCGGAGGAAUUUGGCAUAGAGUACGACGAGGGAGCGGAGGGCAUAGACGAGCCACCAGAGGGUGCCAACGAAUACGACGGGGCGGGUCAAUCGCUGCAGGAUGAGCUCACCCCCGAGGCAGACAGGGAAGAAGUAGAGCAGGCAGCGCCGCAAUUCGCAGAGGCGGAGCCGGCCGAGGUCGAUCCCGCGUUAACGAGCCCUACCUCACCACGGCAGAAGCGGCAACCCGAACAGGACCCUAUGGUGAUCCUGGCGCAGGACCUGGAAUACACGGAGAAGUUCCUCGCGCAGCUUCGUCGCCUCGAGUCAGACCACGCGAACAUCGAGGGCCUCGCGUCGGACAUGAUACGUCGCAUCAACGACACCACUCGGGAUCGGGAGGAGCAGGUGCGGGAGCUUCUCGUGUGCGAGCGAGAGUUCAGGAAGAUCGCGGCAGAGGUGAACGGCACCGAGGUGCUCGGUCAAUUGGACGUGCUGGAGAAGAUGAUCGACGAGCCAGCUCCAGCUCCGGAGCCCCGGCGCGACCUCGAGCCUGUGAACGAGGAUUCCUUCACGAGUUCUGCGGCUGCGAGUGAUUGGGAGGUCGACCCUGACCGGGAACGGCUAGGAGACACCGAGGAGGACGAAUACGAGUCUGCGUACUCAACAACACCGGUCAAGGCGACUUUCCCUCCCCCUCCUCCGUUGAACGGCACCCCGACUCCCGCAAACACCAUCACACAUCUCGCCUACCUUCGAACAUUCACGACCGCCGCAGUAUCGUCUCUCGCGACCAUAUCAGAACACACACAAGUGAACGCUGCCGCCACGACAGACGCGGGUCGGAAGAUCCGCGCGCUGAAGAACAAGCUUACGGAAUGGAGGACAGAGUGGGACAGCGCGGAGCGCAGCCGAGUGAAGAUCGAGCAGUGGGAGUCUGGUAUCGAGAUUGGUACACCAAACGAGGAGACACCACGGUCAUAUAGAAGGGUGGAUGGGAGGAAGUUCGUACAGGAGCACCUUCAAGCGUUCGAGAAGGCUCUUGCCGAGGCGAACCAGAAGACACAGCAGAUCAUGGCUGCUGCAGCGUAGACGGCAUUGCUUAGAUUUCGUUGUGGAGGAUGUGUAUCGCGUACGCAUAGCAGGUUGAUCUACUAAUGCAUCUCAUCAUAGUCGUUCUUUGGCACUUAACGUUAUCCACGAUCGCUAAGUACAGCUCUCGUCGCACAUCCUACUGUUGUAGUGAACUUGUAUGGUCAGGAUUGAUACCAGCUACAGCGCCGUAUACUGUGGGUGUGAUGAUCUCCACCGUGAGUACUCCGUAUGAACGAGCGUGUUUGGCCAUGGGCUGCAG
Messenger RNA from Rhodofomes roseus, 1732 nucleotides. RefSeq lists its product as uncharacterized. The transcript has a single exon. The record is from RefSeq and is a predicted model, not a curated record. Bases 142 to 1470 code for a protein of 442 amino acids. Lineage: Eukaryota; Fungi; Basidiomycota; Agaricomycetes; Polyporales; Fomitopsidaceae.